GUGACAUUUUAUUGCUGUAGAUGGAGACAAACAUCUUUACCAAUAACUUAGAUCGAAUGAUGAAAUGUUCUUUUCCUUUUUGAAAAUCUAUGUAAGUGAAUCCGUGGGAGUGUGUUAUUUAACACCUAUCUUAAACUGUUUUACUCAGAAAGGCUCAUAGUUUUGUACUUCAGGUACUUUUUGUCCCUUCGGUGUGUCUUCACUUCCAGUGUCCCUGAUUUCCUUCUUUUUUUUGUGGUAGAGGUGCUUCAUUGAAUCCCCAGAGUUAUGAGUCUGUAGACGGCUUGGAUGGAGCCUGAGUGGGAAGUCCGCAUCUCCACGUGUCCACACAUCCUGUAACUCAGUCACAUGUACGAACAGAGGGACACACGCGCAGAGACCACAGUCCUCAUUAACUUAUGAGCAGCAUGUCAGCAACUACACACACUCGCAGAGUGAUUAUCUCACCCUGUUAUCUCGGCGGAUCUCCUCACGCGCAGCUGUAUUGUCUCUCCUCAUUCAUGAAGUGAAACUUGCCGAAGCCCGUUGCUGCAUUUCCCUCAUGGAGGCCGUGGCACUUUUCUCUUUCUCAGCAUCAGAAGCCGACGAGAUCAGUUUCCAAAAAGGAGAAAUCAUCAAGGUGACAGAAAUGGAAGAUGAUUCCUGCUGGCUCGCAGCAGAGAUCCGGGGGAAACGCGGCUACGUACCCGAGAACUACAUCUCUCUCCUCCCUCAUCCGUGGUUUGCAGGAGCCGUGUCGAGGCUCGAGGCGGAGCGGCGUCUGCGCUGGCAGGACACCGGAGUUUUCCUUGUGAGGGAGAGUGAAUCAGCUCCUGGAGAGUUUUCUCUGUCUGUCAGCUAUGGCGACCGGGUAGAGCAUUUCAGAGUCCUGGAAGGGGCCGGUCAGUACUCCAUCUGGGACAAGUCGUUUGGCUCCCUGAACCGCUUGGUGGAAUUCUACAGAACACACAGCAUUGCCGUGGAGAAAGUAGUUUGUCUCAAAGACCCUUCCUCAUCCCCUCAUCUGCAGUCACACUCUGGACGUAACCCCUAUCCCAACCCUUACAAACGCAGCUCUCCAGAGUCAGUUCCCUCGGUCCGCUUCAAUUCCCACUCCCCUCUCCCAGAACGAGAGACCUCUCCACGUUUGCUGAAACCAGUUUUGAAGAAGCCUCGUCUGGCUCAUGCUCUGUGUGACUACAACCCCACUCAAACCACCCACCUCCGCUUCCUGCAGGGUGACAUAAUUGAUCUGCUGGACUGUUCGAGCUCCCUGAACUGGAGGGGGCGCUGCCGAGGCCGAGUUGGCAUCUUCCCACCAGAAUGCGUCCAAGCAAUGUACCGUUAACACAUAUCAGACCAUCAGCACUGUGGCUGUAGCGCUGACAUGUCCCUGUCAGGCUGUACAGACUUACUAAAUCGAGUGAUUGAAGUGAGCACACACAAAUAACCUACUGGUCACUUAAUACGAAACAAAUAGACAGUGAUUUUUGAUUGAAGCCUCGUUUUUUUACAGCCAAAGUUGCAACAUUUGGUUUGUUUUGUGUUAUUUCUGCUAUUGAUUUUUUUUCCUUCUCUCUUCUCACCAGUUGAUGGAGAACAAGAAAAACAGAUGUCAUGUACUUGCAUAGUAAUUCACAAAGUAGGACCACACCAACCUGAUUAGCAAAAGAGUAAAACUUCUAAUAAAGUUACGUUUGGUGUGUUGUUAGGACGAACUGGGCACAUGAAACCUUUGCAUCCAUGGUGUUGGGCUUCAGAGCAAAAUCAGUAGCUGUAAUGAUUGAAGCCAGAGGCUUUGUUUGUUUUGUCUGUCAUCAGUACCACAAAACUGUCAGACAUUGAACUGAGGCUCAUCACGCAAUACAAAACUAUCAAUUGUGUGUCUCUUAUUUAUAUCUGCCAUUUCUACCAUUUUAAUUAAAAAUAACCAUUGGCUAAUGCUAAGUUUAAUCAUUAGAACAAAAACUCACCAGCAGGUAAAUUCAUAGUGAAACAGUUUAAUCUUUACUUCGACA
Cololabis saira (Pacific saury) is the source of this 1997-nucleotide messenger RNA. RefSeq names its product GRB2-related adapter protein-like. Gene Ontology annotation, molecular function: protein binding. The transcript has 5 exons. Lineage: Eukaryota; Metazoa; Chordata; Actinopteri; Beloniformes; Belonidae. The coding region runs from base 542 to 1327 and encodes 261 amino acids. The record is from RefSeq and is a predicted model, not a curated record.